This is a messenger RNA of Tachysurus vachellii, 887 nucleotides long. RefSeq names its product CD48 antigen-like. The transcript is spliced from 5 exons. The record is from RefSeq and is a predicted model, not a curated record. NCBI's taxonomy places the organism in Eukaryota, Metazoa, Chordata, Actinopteri, Siluriformes, Bagridae. Bases 1 to 828 code for a protein of 275 amino acids.
AUGAAGUCGAGGAGAAACAGAAACAUGCUGCUGAAUAUUGUAGCAGAUAUCAGGACUCUCAGGACUCUUCUCCUGCUGUGCUGUUUACUGUGUGAAGCUGGAGACGAGACAGUCACACUGCAGGAAGUGGUAGGAACCACUAUAUCUCUCCAUACUGGGAUAACUGGGAUUCAGAGUGAUGCUCUUAUAGUUUGGUUUUAUGGACCUGAGAAAGCAAAGAAAAUGUUAAUGAACAGCCAGGUGUUUAAAGGAGAAAUUUUUACAGACAUCAGUGAGAGAUAUAAAGAGCGACUGCAGCUGGACAGAAUCAGUGGAGCUUUAACCAUCAGGAACAUCAGCAGAACUGAUUCUGGAAUUUAUUUAUUACAAGUCGUCACUGAACAUCUCUCAUCUAGGACUUUCAGUGUCAGUGUUUAUGCUCCAGUAUCAACUCCAGUAAUAAUAAAUCAAAGAGGAAAGCAAAGUGUCAUUUCCACAGAGUCAUGUUUCCUCCUGUGUUCUGUGGAGAAUGGAGAAGAUGUGAAGUUAUCCUGGUACAGAGAGAAUGAGAGAAUCUCCAUCACCAAUAACACAGAUCUCAGUGUUCCCCUCAAUCUCCCACUUCAAAUACAACACAAUGACACUAACACUUACAGCUGUGUGUCUGCAAACCCUGUCAGCAAUAAAACAACUUCUCUCAACAUCACACAACACUGUGACGUCUCAGACAAAUCUGAUGGUUCUCCUUCACUGCUUCCUCUCCUGAUAUCAGCUGGAGUUUUCCUGCUACUAACAGGAUUUGUGUGUUUGGCUAAAAAAGAAAAACAACAAGCUCCUAAAGAAACUUGAGGAAGUGACUUUCACUGAGGUGACAAUUACAGCUCACAGUGCAGAGAGAGUUUUAAAGG